Messenger RNA from Gasterosteus aculeatus aculeatus (three-spined stickleback), 2073 nucleotides. The record is from RefSeq and is a predicted model, not a curated record. Lineage: Eukaryota; Metazoa; Chordata; Actinopteri; Perciformes; Gasterosteidae.
UUGAGUUGGAGAAAGUUGUGAUUUCUAUCGGUGACACAGACUCAGGUGAUGGUUAUUGGUGUGUUGUUUUAAUGGUCACUUUGUGUCACAGAGACAUUAAACCGGACAAUGUCCUGCUGGAUGUCAACGGUCACAUUCGCCUGGCUGACUUCGGGUCUUGUCUCCGUAUGAUGGAGGACGGCACGGUGCAGUCCUCCGUAGCCGUGGGUACUCCGGACUACAUCUCCCCAGAGAUUCUGCAGGCCAUGGAGGACGGGAUGGGGCGCUACGGUCCAGAGUGUGACUGGUGGUCUCUGGGAGUCUGCGUGUACGAGAUGCUCUACGGAGAGACGCCCUUCUACGCUGAGUCUCUGGUUGAGACCUACGGCAAGAUCAUGAACCAUGAGAACAGAGCGUUUCAGUUCCCCUCCCAUGGGACCGACGUGUCCCGAGGACGCCAAGACCUGACCCAGCGCCUGCCUGGCCCUGGGGCCCUACUCGGCCUCAACGGGAUCUCUGACUUCAAGAGCCACGCCUUCUUCAGUGGCAUCGACUGGGAGAACAUCCGAUCCGCUGAGGCCCCGUACAUCCCUGACGUGUCCUCGCCCACCGACACCUCCAACUUCGACGUGGACGACGACGUCCUCAAGAAUCCGGAGAUCAGCCCUCCGAUGUCUCACAGCGGUUUCACUGGUCAGCACCUCCCAUUUGUCGGCUUUACUUACACCACUGACAGCUGCUUCGCAGACCGCAGCUCCGUCAGGCAGACCGGCCUCGGCCAGGAGGAGGCGGGGGCGGGAGGAGGAGGGCAGGAGGUGGAGGCCUUCGAGAGGAGGAUUCGCCGACUGGAGCAAGAGAAGCAGGAGCUGAACCGCAAACUCCAGGAGUCAACUCAGGCCCUGCAGGCUCCACCCCGAGGGGGAACUCUUACCCGAGACAAGGAGAUCAAGAAGCUAAACGAGGAGAUUGAACGUCUUAAGAAGAAGCUGGCAGACUCUGAUCGGCUGGAGCACCAGCUAGAGGAGGCUGUCACACUCCGACAGGACUACGAGAGCUCUGCUUCCAAACUGAAGAGCCUGGAGAGGCAGGUGAAGACUCUGAGACAGGAGAAAGAAGAAGUUCACAAGCAGCUGGCCGACUCCCUGGAGCGUCUGAGGAGUCACGGCAAGGAGCUCAAAGAGGCUCACGCACAGAGGAAAGUGGCCCUGCAAGAGUUCUCCGAUCUGUCGGAGAGGAUGGUCGACCUGCGCUCCUCCAAACAGCGUCUGUCCCGUCAGCUCCGAGACAAAGAGGAGGAGAUGGACACGCUCCUGCAGAAGAUGGACGCCAUGAGACAGGAGAUCCGUAAGACUGAGAAGAACCGCAAGGAGCUGGAGGGUCAGCUGGACGAUGCCAAAGCAGAAGCGCAGAAGGAGAAGAAGUUAAGGGAGCACAUUGAGGUUCACUCCAAACAGCUGGAGACGGAGCUGCAGAACCUGAAGGCCCAGCAGGGUCGGGGAGCAGUCGCCGGCGGGGCGGACUUCCAGCAGGAGCUGUCCCGUAUGAAAGCCGAUCUGGAUACAAAGAGUCUGUUCUACGAGGAGGAGCUGCUGAGGAGAGACUCGUCCCACUCCUCCGAGAUCAAGAAGCUCCGCAAAGACCUGCAAGAGUCGGAGGGGGCGCAGCUCACCGCCAACAAGGAGCUGCUGCAGCUACGAGAGAAACUGGACAAGGCCAAGAGGGACCGACAAGCCGAGAUGGAUGAAGCUGUUUCAGUUGUAAAAGAGAAAUCUGAACGGGAGAAAAACCUUUUGACCGAAGAAAACCGAAAACUUACGGCUGAAACAGACAAGCUCUGCUCCUUCGUGGAUCAGCUGACUGCUCAGAACCGUCAGCUAGAGGACGACCUGCAGGACCUGUCCUCUAAGAAGGAGAGCGUAGCUCACUGGGAGGCGCAGAUCGCAGAGAUCAUCCAGUGGGUGAGCGAUGAGAAGGACGCUCGAGGAUACCUUCAGGCUCUGGCCACCAAGAUGACAGAAGAGCUGGAAACACUCCGCAGCUCCAGUCUAGGACCCAGAACUCUGGUAACACACUAGUGUGACACACACACACACU